Molecule: messenger RNA, 1326 nt
Organism: Athalia rosae (coleseed sawfly)
Lineage: Eukaryota; Metazoa; Arthropoda; Insecta; Hymenoptera; Athaliidae
Product: MIT domain-containing protein 1-like
Exons: 5
Coding region: 145-870 (241 amino acids)
Source: RefSeq, a predicted model, not a curated record
AUUAGAAAUUAUAACGCUAUCGCAAAAACCCGAGGCUCAAUGAUCGUAACAGAGCACAGUCUAGUAGAAAAGACUUGAAUCGAAUGUUCACUUGCACAUGAAACGUCCGUGGGAACCACUGUAGGAACAACAAUAUUCCAGAUCAUGGAAAGUGCAGCAGUUUCGAUUUUAUUGAGAGCUGUAGAAAUGGACAGCAAGCAGCGGUAUACAAUGGCUUUAGUCCUGUAUCAAGAGGGUUUGCAGAUUCUUAUGGAUUUGAUUAAAGAAACAGGAGACCCUGGAAAAAAGAAGCAUUUCAAAGUAAAAGCAGAAGAAUACAUGAAUAGAGCUGAAACUAUAAAAAUAAUAAUACAGGAGCAAAAAGCAGCUGGUGCCUACAGAGAACAAACCAGAAUUGAGGCUGGAUCAAUUGGCUAUGGUUAUGCCACUGUCUUUGGUAGAUUCCUUGAUGCUUCUGUCACCCAUGUACAUAUCGAAGAUCCCUACAUCAGACUUUUUCAUCAGUGUCAAAAUCUGUUGAGACUUUGCGAACUUUGUGUCCAGAAGUGUCAUUCUUUGAAAAAAGUGACGUUAGUCACGACACAGGAAUCAGAUGAACGCAAGGGCCAAAUCGCUAAUCUCAAAGAGCUCAAACUUAGUCUUGGUAUGCGACAAAUAUCAUUUGAAUUUGAGUUCUCUUCUACACUGCACGAUAGACAAGUGAGGUUAGACAAUGGAUGGGUGAUUAAAAUUGGCCGCGGUUUGGACUACUUCAAGCCUUCCGCUGGUAAAUGUUCACUUGGUGCCUGUGAUAUGGAUUUGCGACAAUGCUUGGAGACUAGCAUUGACAUUUUCCAUGUUUCUCAACUUACAAAUAACACUCACACUUAACACGACACCUUCGUAGCUUAGUUUCAAAUGAAGUCAUCCUACGAUACAGUAGACUGCGUCAAUAGGUACAGCAGCGACUUCUUGUACAGUUUUACUGGAAAUAACGAGACCUUCCAAUUAUGAUAAAACGAUCGUCUUGUUUGUACAGUGGGGAUAGAAGUAUUUUUUGAAGAAUAGAAAUUCGUUGGAUCGUGCAACAAGAAAGAAAAAAAUAGGCCGAUCGACCAGAAAUAAUAUUAAUCUUAUAAUAUUUGCCUUGAAAGUAGUGUAAACAAUCGUCACAAAUUUAAAUCGACGAUCAGUGAUAUUUUUGUACAUUAUAUAAAUAUUUUAUUCCAGACUGAUGAGGCAAUUUUUCCUUUGUCAAACACAUGGUAUGUCACAAUUACAAAUAAUUAAUUCGUUGCAAAAUAUGGCACAUGGAUUACAUUCUUAUGAUAAAAGUCUUCAGAGUUC